Molecule: messenger RNA, 160 nt
Organism: Effrenium voratum
Lineage: Eukaryota; Dinophyceae; Suessiales; Symbiodiniaceae
Source: the annotation of a GenBank genome assembly
GAUUCAGCAAUUUCGCUACUAUCUGCGGCAAUGCGCUGAGGAUGUGAAGUCGCAGAACUGCCUGGUGGACAGCCAUGGCAGGGGCAAGGUUACGGACUUUGGCUUGGCAGUUGUCGCCGAACCCGAGGCAUCGAUUGCUGUCGCGCUGUCCUCAGAGCUG